Strongyloides ratti is the source of this 1167-nucleotide messenger RNA. RefSeq names its product MADF domain-containing protein. Gene Ontology annotation, biological process: regulation of transcription by RNA polymerase II. The coding region runs from base 1 to 1167 and encodes 388 amino acids. Gene Ontology annotation, cellular component: transcription regulator complex; nucleus. The record is from RefSeq and is a predicted model, not a curated record. The transcript has 4 exons. NCBI's taxonomy places the organism in Eukaryota, Metazoa, Nematoda, Chromadorea, Rhabditida, Strongyloididae.
AUGUAUAAACAAAAUGAAAAAAAAAAGAAGAAUUCUCCACACGACAUCACCUCACAUGACCGCCACGCCGCGCCGUUAUUAAGAACUUGUCCGUCCCGUUCAUUCAUAAAACCACCAGAAAGUAAAAAUCAGUCCGGCGAUAGUUUGUCGCAGACUAGGCUUCACUCUGAAGAUCAGUUUACAAACACGCUGGAGGGAAAUGAAAUGAAUUGUCAAGAUGUGAAGCCUAACAUUCAUAGUAUUUCCAACGGCAAUAGUGAAGAUAGGCAUAAUGAAAGGACAAGCAAUGGCGUUACUAUCACCGAUGAAAUUAGAUUUAGUAUUAUUGAAGCAAUACAGUUGAGGCCUUGUAUUUGGGACAACUCAUCAAAAGAAGCACGAAGUCAUUUAUCGAGAAAAGAUAAUUUUAUGGAAGUUGCACAACAUUUAAAUAGUUUGGGACAUCCAUUAUCAACAUUAGAUGUAGAAAAACAAUGGAAAAAUUUAAAAGAUACAUAUAAUAAAGUGAAAAAGAAACUAAUACUCGAUCAACAUGGAAAUAUGGUACCGCCAAAAUGGCGAUUUUUUUCUGCAAUGUUAUUUUUAGAUCAAGCCGAUAAUUAUCAAACAACCCAGCAACAACAAAUGAAUAAUAUAAUGUUAACAACUCCAACAGAUAGUCGAAAACGGCGACAUAAUAUGGAAUCACCAUCUUUAUCACUACAAAAAAUGUCAAAAACUGAUAUGUUAGGGCAAUUACCUUGCUCAGAGAUUGAUAUGCAACCAAUGUCUCAUGAAGAUCUCAGUGUUCCGUCUAGUUCUACUACACCUCAGACGAUUAGAUGUACAAUUCCUAUAGCAACAAAUCUCUAUAAAACUCAUGGCACAGAUAAUUCAACUACAACAACUGCAACUCCAAGAGGAGGAUAUACAAAUCACCAUCAAUCUCUUCAUCAUUCACAAUUUUUUGCUAGUAAUGCUGUAUUAGAUGAUGAAUAUUCAUCUUUUUGUCGAAGUUUAGUAUUUUCCCUAAGAGAAAUAGGAAGUACCAAUAGAUUACAAUAUCUAAAAGUUCAAAAAGCAAUUAGAGAUACAAUUCAUGAGGCUCAGGUUCAAUGUAUAAUGUCUGGUGGACAACAAUGUAACAAUAAGAUGUCUUCGAAUCCAAACAACCAGGGAUAUAAGUAA